Molecule: messenger RNA, 1377 nt
Organism: Macrosiphum euphorbiae (potato aphid)
Lineage: Eukaryota; Metazoa; Arthropoda; Insecta; Hemiptera; Aphididae
Source: the annotation of a GenBank genome assembly
AUGAACAAAAUACACUUGACCAACAUCACAAAUAAUGAAAUAUUUACUUAUUCAACUAUUUUGAUUAAAGGAUUCGUUGACGUACACGAUGAAUCGAAUAUUAUACUCAAACAUUACUCAAACAAUGGUAAACAGUUAGCAGAGUCUCGCUGGUCAGUGAAUAAAAAUAAAUUUAAAAUAAUAAUAGAAUUAAAAAUUGGCGAUAAUAUGUUGGUUUUUAAAUUCGCCAAUGAGGUCUUACACACAAAAUUAGUAUACAGACAAAGAGUUACUAACUACACUGUGUGUCCAGUUUACGUAAUUUGUGCUGAUCAUGAUGGUAGAUUCCAGGCCCCUGUAGAUCAUGAUAAUUCUGUUCAAAAUGCUUGCACUAAAAUAACUUUAUGCUCCAAAUUAAUUCAAAUGUUAACAGCUGAAAAAAUGUAUGAAAAAGGUUUUGGAAAGAAAACAUUUAAAGUUGAAAAAGAAUGUCGUAUAAUUAAAAGCUCUUUAACAAGGCGCACAGUAUUUAACAUGCAUCCUGAGAAAUUAUGGGAAUAUAUUGCCAGGGAGUUGACUGCUGGCCAAAAUUCUAAAACUCAAAAAUAUUUAGCUUUCCUAUCUUGUACUUAUUGGGAUGGACAGAAUUUACAUGGUCAUGUUGCAUUGGGUGGUGGUGGACUGGCAUUAUUUGGAACGGGUUGUCUUUACACUUGGCCUAGUAAGCUAGAGGAAGUUUUACCAUGUUUCAUGAACAUGGCAAAAGUCGAUACCGGCACAUUGUUAGAUGACAGCUGUUUCAGAGGAAAUUUUGGUGGAUGCUUUAGCACAACCUUAGGUUCUGUAUGGCAUGAAUUGGGACACACAUUCGAUUUAGGCCACUCGAAAUAUGGCAUUAUGGGACGAGGAUUCGAUAAUGUUCAUUUAAUUUUUACAUUGGAUAAUAAAAAUAUUGCUCAAGAAAUAAAGCCUGCCAACAAAGGAUAUAUUAUAUGUAUUGAAAAUUAUUCAAACACAAUAAAUAUGAAGGACGAUAUGUCUAAUAAUAACAAUACAAUUGAAAAUGAAACAAUAGAUGAGUAUGAUUCAAAACACAUAAUAUGUUGGUCUAUGGGAUGUGCGUCAAUACUUUCAUUUCAUAAAUGGUUUAAUGAUUUCAAAGAAGAAAACAACAAUGAACACAAAAUUGAUUAUGUAGCAAAAAGAAAUUUAUUGACUUCACGAAAUGGCUUGAGAGUAGUUCAAUUAAGGAGAGAGGAUGGCCUUGUUAUGCAUUCAUGGGAAUUUGUUAAAAAUAAUAACAAACGUACAUUCAUUCUUCCAGUACAGUUAGCAAAUAAUGGUAUAACUAUUAUUGCUGAAGAUUCUUAUGGAAAUAUAUUAAAACAUUUACUGUAA